AUGAAGGUGCUAUUAGUGUUUCUAUUUGCGUCUGUGUACGCAAAACAUGAAUUGUAUGAAGGGUGGAAAUCAUUCUAUGUCAAACCCUCCACUGAUGUCCAGCUAAAAUCGCUAAGAAACCUGAAUCCAGAACUGGACCUAGAUUUCAUUUCCUAUCCGACUGUAGAUAGGGAGGGGGUGGUGGUAGUAAAACCACCAUUCCAAGAUGACUUCCUCAAGUUCAUGGCUGAGGAGAAUAUCGAAUACUGGGUUCAUGCUGAAGACGUGAAAGCUCAACUUGAUCAGGACGAUCAACUGAUUGAAGCUCAAAGGAAAGCAACGCGUUUCAGUCGCAGCGAAAGGGUUACCUACGAAAACUAUCAACCAUUAGAAGUUAUCUACGAAUAUAUGGACACAGUGGCAAGGAAAUAUAGUCAAACUGUUACUUUAGUGACGCCAGCGAAUUCUUUCGAAGGCCGCCCCAUCAAGUACUUGAAGAUUUCCAAGGACAAUUUUAAAAGUGGCAAACCUGUGAUCUUUCUUGAUGCUGGCCUCCAUGCUAGAGAGUGGAUAACUAUACCGACAGUGACGUACGCCAUUCACAAACUAGUUGAAAAUGUAACUGAGCCUGAUCUUCUGGAUAAGUUUGACUGGAUACUGUUCCCAGUUGUUAACCCUGAUGGUUAUAAAUACUCAUAUGAUGUUGCACGUCUAUGGCGUAAAACUCGAUCUACAGACCAGCAUUCAUUGAGCGCAAUGUGCCCCGGUGUCGAUGGAAACAGGAACUAUGACUUCUUCUGGAACACUGUAGGCACAAGCAGCAACCCUUGUAGCGACCAAUAUGCAGGAGGCAGGCCCUUUUCCGAAGUGGAAACCAGGGCGGUCGAUGGAAUACUGAAGGAGCAUCUCAACAAAUUGGCCAUGUAUAUCACCAUGCACAGUUUUGGAAGUAUGAUUCUGUACUCCUGGGGCCAUGAUGGCACCCUCUCUGAACAUGCGUUCGACCUUCACACUGUAGGCGUUAAAAUGGCUGACGUUAUAGUCAAGUCAUCUCUUUCACACUUCCCAAGGUACAUCGUUGGUAAUUCUGCUCUCGUCCUUAAUUAUAGGGCAUCUGGUGGAUCUGAAGAUUAUGCUCAUUCUAUAGGUGUUAAAUUAGCGUAUACCUUUGAGUUACCUGGAUUCGGUCGGGGCGGCAACGGGUUCAUUUUAAAUCCAAGGUAUAUUAAACAAGUUUCCGCUGAAACUUGGGCUGGAGUGGUCAUAGGUGCGAGAGAGGCCGGUAAACUUUUCAACGCCAGAUCAACUCAGCCAAACUUCGACAAUACCCGCCAAGACUGA
Messenger RNA from Pararge aegeria (speckled wood butterfly), 1320 nucleotides. RefSeq names its product carboxypeptidase B-like. Gene Ontology annotation, biological process: proteolysis. The record is from RefSeq and is a predicted model, not a curated record. The transcript is spliced from 5 exons. Bases 1 to 1320 code for a protein of 439 amino acids. NCBI's taxonomy places the organism in Eukaryota, Metazoa, Arthropoda, Insecta, Lepidoptera, Nymphalidae. Gene Ontology annotation, molecular function: metallocarboxypeptidase activity; zinc ion binding.